Molecule: messenger RNA, 2395 nt
Organism: Leucoraja erinaceus (little skate)
Lineage: Eukaryota; Metazoa; Chordata; Chondrichthyes; Rajiformes; Rajidae
Product: stathmin-3-like
Exons: 5
Coding region: 163-696 (177 amino acids)
Biological process (GO): microtubule depolymerization; neuron projection development; regulation of microtubule polymerization or depolymerization
Cellular component (GO): cytoplasm; neuron projection
Molecular function (GO): tubulin binding
Source: RefSeq, a predicted model, not a curated record
GCACCAUUCAGAUUUCCUGUCUCGAACAGGUUGCUUUUGCUCUUCCCCUUCUGCUAUUCACACAGCACUGAGGCAGUGCCUUGUUCAGACAUCCUCCUGCACAUCACUGCAGCACAAACCCAUCUCAUUCCUGCUCCUUGACUCUCCACAUCCUACAUCAUCAUGUCUAGCACCAUGGCCGCCUACAAAGAGAAGAUGAAGGAGCUGUCAAUGCUCUCCCUGAUUUGCUCCUGUUUCUACACUCAACCACAUCCCAACACAAUUAACAAAUUUGGUGAUAUGGAAGUGAAACCAAUUAAUAAACGUGCAUCUGGACAAGCCUUUGAAGUUAUUCUGAAACCACAGUCCACUGACUUGUCCCCUGAGCAACCCAUCACACCAAAGAAGGACAUCUCUUUGGAGAAGCUGCAGGACCAGCUGGAUGCUGCGGAGAAUAGGAGAAAGUCACAAGAGAUGCAGCUUCUGCAGCAACUGGCAGAGAAACAGCAGCACAGGCACAUUGUGCUACACCGGGCUAUUGUGGAUAACAGCAACUUCAGCACGACUACCGAAAGGAAGUUAAAUCAGAAAAUGGAAACUUAUGAUGAAAAUCGCAAAGCCCACAUAGCCGCUCUCCAGGAUCGCCUACGUGAGAAGGAAAGGCAUGCAGCCGAGGUCCGCAGAAACAAGGCGCUACGAGAGGAACUUUCUGGCUAAAAAAAACGUUCUAUUGCUUUGCAAAGAACACCGUGGAAUGAAUCUACUAAUAAAAUCCUGGUUAUCACGAUACGUCUUUUGUUUCUGAAUUCGGUACUUAUUAUAUAAAUAGGUCAUGCUUUUUUUGCAUUUGGAAUAUUGGUUUUUUCUUUCUGUGCAAUACCGAGAAUUGUAAGCAGGCAAAAAUCAGCAGCACAUCAGUAAUCUAAUAAUAAUCAACACAUUCAGAGUAUUAAUUGUUAUUGACAUCAUAAUCUGCCAAUGUACUUUAUCUUGUACAGUAUAUAGAGAUGCAUUAUAUUGAUUGACAGACUCAACCUACAAUUAGAGAAAAAAUGCCAACAAAUUGAUUAAUUUUAUUAUAUUUCCUGCAUAAUUGAAUCAUUAUGUUUCCCUAAAAUUUAUAGGUGCUCAUAGGUAUUAGAAGUUUUGGAUGGAUUUCACCAUUCUUUGUUGGAGUUCUCUUGGAUCUAAAGGGAAUGGUGAUAUCUGUUGUCCAGCAUGAUGUAAUUGUCAGAAUCUAUAUCCAUUUGAAGAAUAAUUGAGUACCUCAUAUAUGGUUUAUUUGCACAAAUCAUUAUUUGUAUGUCAAACCCAAUUAAUCAAAUCAGGUUAAAAUUGACUAUUUAUCAAACAUAUUUCUAAAAAAGUGUGCCUAAGAUGUAUUUUAAAAUAUAUAUUUUAUUAUUUAAAUAUUAUUUUAUUUAAUAAUGGCUUUAUUUUUUUAAUUUUCAUUAAUAACAAUGAGUUAACAAAUAAAGAAUUUUAGAUGAAGAUGAAUGUCAAUUAAUUACUCUGUGGAAAGAUCAGAGAUUAAUUAUGACCUGUUGCCGCCUAAAGGUCUAUAUGUCUUAACUAACUAUGGAGUGUUCAGUCUUAUCAAACGGUGACAUUACUCACUAGACCUUCACAAGAACUAUCUAUUUGGCUCUUUAUGUGGGGUGAACUUGUUCAUAAACAGAGUAAGUUCCAUCUUUAAAUAGCAAAUGUCAUUGGUAGCAUUGUAUUAUAUAUGAAUCUUUCUAUAUGUCCAUGCUCUCUGAAGAGGGGGAAACUUCCAAGCUAGUAAGCAAUGUUUUGGUGAAAUUAGUCUCUCUACAAAAAUGGUGUGCGAAAAGUUCUAAAUUAUCCAGCUAACUUUUUGUCUUAUUACUGCGAUAACUGUGCUGAGUAGAAAACGGUUUGCCAAAUAUAAAGCUGUAUAAGUUCCAGAGUGUUUGUUUGUUGUGCAGUGUAACUUUGAAGAUUCUUUUGUAAAUACCUACUUUUUUUAAAAAUUGUUUGGCAGGCUAGUACAUAAUGCAUAACACUGUGUCAUGCUAACACCUCAUUUAAUGAUGUGCCAUUUCACCUCAGGCUCUGCCAGUGUAUGUAUUUGCCUAUCGGACUUGAAACUAGAGUCAGGGUAAGACCGUAAAUUAUGCUACAUUCUUUCAUCUACUCACUGUAUUUGAAGGGGGCUUGUUUUAAUCACUUGAUUAGAUCUUGCUAUUUUUUGAUGUGUUUGUAUAUGAAUCCUUAUGGGAAGAUGCUAACAAAUUUCUCUCGCUUUACACAAUAAAAAAUGACUGGAAGUAGUCAAUUUGAAGAUUCUUACCCACCCAUUUUAGAUUCCAUAAUGUGCAUUUAAAUGUCAGUUUAAGAUUGCUGUAAUGUGCAAGGUGUGAUUACAAAAUAAAGUCCAUGAUAUACACAGUUA